GGAGACAGAAUGAACAAAUCCUCUUGUCCUUGUAUCAGCUUUGACUUUACAGGCAGAUUUCUGCCUCCUGUUUACAUCAUAGUCUUCAUCAUUGGUCUGGUAGCUAACGGAUGGGGACUGAAGUCUUUGCUGCACAACUGGAAGAAGCUAAAAAUCAUCAAUGUUUUUGUUCUCAACCUUGGACUUCCUGAUAUUUUGUACCUGCUCACUCUCCCAUUUUUGGUGGUGUACUACUUUAUGAAGAGUAAAUGGAUCUUUGGAGACGCAUUCUGCAAGAUAACAAGAUUCUUCUUCAACCUGAAUCUCUAUGGCAGCAUCGGGUUCCUCACUUGUAUAAGUGUUUACAGGUAUCUGGCUGUUGUCCAUCCACUGAGAGUGAUUGGAAGAUUAACUCUGACUCAUUCUGUGGGGAUCUCAGCGAUGGUUUGGGUCUUGGUGAGCGCUCAAAGUCUCCCGGAUGUGUUCUACAGCAAAACAUAUGGAAACAACACUGAGAAAUGUUUCGAUACAACAGAUAACACCUAUGUUGAGAGUUAUCUGAAAUACAGCCUUGGAUGGACAUUCAGCGGGUUUUGUAUCCCAUUCCUCAUCACACUGGGCUGCUAUGGACAUGUGAUUGUUGUUCUCUGCCGCACAAAUGCCACUGAAACGGUACAGAAACAGAGAAGUCUGAAGUUGUUGUGCAUCUUGAUUCUUCUCUUCUCUGUUUGUUACAUCCCCCAUCAUUUUUUCAAGAACCUCAACCUCUGGUCAAGAGUUCUGUACAAACAGAAGAAAUGUCGUGAAUGGUCCAAUGGAGUCUACAUCGCUCAUCAGAUAAGUCGUGGCCUUGCAUGUCUGAACAGUGCUCUCAACCCUCUGGUUUACCUCCAUGGUAAUGAAGAUAUUCCUGCUCAGCUCAGACAGCUGCUCCAACAAGCGCGUCCGAGGUUCAGCUUGGGCACAGGUACCACGCAGGAUGUCUUCCACAGCUGUGGUACUCUUCCCAGCCUCAGGCUCAGGUUGAAGAUGGUUUCAACUAUCCCGCACAGUUGGUCUGCGCAGGACUUCAGGAGCCUGGAGCUGAUGCCGUCUGGACCCGCAGCCUUCCUCGUCUUUAUCUUCCUCAGCUGA
This is a messenger RNA of Epinephelus moara (kelp grouper), 1113 nucleotides long. Its product is annotated as P2Y purinoceptor 1-like. Gene Ontology annotation, molecular function: neuropeptide receptor activity. The transcript is spliced from 2 exons. The coding region runs from base 10 to 1113 and encodes 367 amino acids. Gene Ontology annotation, biological process: G protein-coupled receptor signaling pathway. The record is from RefSeq and is a predicted model, not a curated record. Gene Ontology annotation, cellular component: membrane. Lineage: Eukaryota; Metazoa; Chordata; Actinopteri; Perciformes; Serranidae.